GUUAAAUUCGGAUUUAAAUGUAUAAAAUAGUUGAGUUAUCGCGUCCAUCGUUACUCGACCGUUCCACCAUGUUCAGGAAGUUACUGAUUGCGUUCGGGUUGGUUGCGGCCGCGGCUGCCACGUGUCGCCCGGGGGCCUUCGAGUGCGCUCCCCAGUGCAUUCCUCAGCGCUGGGUCUGCGAUGGGCGUGACGACUGCUGGGGAGAUGGGGAAGACGAGCUCAGCUGCGGCACGUGCGCCGAGGGCUACUUCCACUGCGCCGAGAACAAGUGCAUCGCGGAGCACCAGGUAUGCAACCGCUACGACGACUGCGAGGGAGGCGAGGACGAAAUCAACUGCCCCGUGAACCCCCAGCCAUGUCCCGAGGGCAGCUUCCAGUGCCCCGACGGCGGCCCGUGCAUCCUGGAGCAGUUCGUGUGCGACGGCCACAUGGACUGCUACGGAAACGAGGAUGAAACUGGCUGCAGCUCUUGCAACGGCGGCUUCCACUGCGAUGACGACACCUGCAUAUACGAGAUCUACAUGUGUGACGAGAGGGAGGAUUGUCCCAAUGGGGAGGACGAGGCGGCGUCAGAUUGCGAGUGCCGUGACACCGAUUUCGUCUGCAACAACGGCCAUUGCCUCCCUGACUACAUGGUAUGCGACGGGACAGCCCAUUGCCACGACGGGGAAGAUGAAGCAAAUUGCACGUGACCCCCGCUUGUCCCGAGCACAGAGUUCCUUCCUCUACAAACUCGCCAGAAUCCCCAAGAACUAAGGACUCCCUUCUUGCGACUCCCCGGCCCCUGGCGUAGGACUCACCUUCGUCAGUCGCUCGGGGAAAAAAAACCUGCCAGCGUGGGUGACUCCUGCAAACUAUGCUUUCACUUCCUCGCUUGGGAAUCGCAGCGCGCCAGGCUGGGUCGGUUUUGGAAAGCUGGAUUGUACUUUGAAUAAUUGUUUAAUUCUUAC
Molecule: messenger RNA, 950 nt
Organism: Penaeus monodon (black tiger shrimp)
Lineage: Eukaryota; Metazoa; Arthropoda; Malacostraca; Decapoda; Penaeidae
Product: very low-density lipoprotein receptor-like
Molecular function (GO): protein binding
Source: RefSeq, a predicted model, not a curated record